GAGGCCCGUGUGCAAUCGGACCAAUGGCGGCGCGGCUCUCACAGCUCAGCCAGUCUCGGGUCUGUAUUCUAAUAGGCCAUAUCUUUAUCAGGGAAAUGUCCCUUCUCUGAACUUCAAACUUCUCAUGGAGGGUCCUCAGACCCGGAGGCAGAGGAGGGGGCUGCGCUGAGCGUGGGGAGCACCCUUGUCCAGCCGGGGCAGGCACAGAGGCCUCCUGCGCCCCCCCACCUGCGCUGCGCACCUGACUUCCGAGCAGCUGACGUGGGCGCCCAGUCCCUGGGCAAGGGCUGGGCCGGAUGCCUUAGGUGGAGGGCAGUCAGGCUCGGGCUGCUUCCGACCCUCCAAACCUGCCAUGGGACCAGGGGCCGCACUCUGGGGUCCUGGGCUUUAGGGACCUGCACUUGGGCUUCUCCUUGCCCUUCUCCCUGACCUGGAGACAUGGAGUCCAACCUGCAGGGGACGUUCCUGCUGAACAACACGCCGCUGGCCCAGUUCUCGGAGAUGAAGGCCCCCGUGUGCCAGUACUCCGUGCAGAAUUCCUUCUACAAGCUCAGCCCUCCGGGGCUGGGCCCCCAGCUGGCCGCCGGGACCCCCCACGGCAUCACGGACAUCCUGAGCAGACCCGUAGCCACGCCGAACAGUGGCCUGCUCUCCAGCUACCCCCACGUGGCAGGCUUUGGAGGCCUGGGCUCCCAGGGAGUCUACUAUGGCCCCCAGAUGGGGAAUUUUUCCAAGUCUGGGAGCGAGUACACCACCCGGAGCCGGAAUUGCUGGGCAGACACCAGCCAGGACUGGCGAGGCGGGCGGCCAUGCAGCAACACCCCGGACCCCCUGAGUGACAGCAUCCAUAAGAAAAAGCACACCCGGCCCACCUUCACGGGGCACCAGAUCUUUGCCCUGGAGAAAACCUUUGAGCAGACCAAGUACUUGGCUGGCCCAGAGAGGGCAAGACUGGCAUACUCGCUGGGCAUGACUGAGUCACAGGUCAAGGUGUGGUUCCAGAACCGGAGGACCAAGUGGAGGAAGAAGAGCGCGCUGGAGCCGUCCUCCUCCACGCCUCGGGGUCCGGGCGCCGCGGGCGGGGACCGCGCGGCCUCGGAGAACGAGGACGACGAGUACAACAAGCCGCUCGACCCGGACUCGGACGACGAGAAGAUCCGCCUGCUGCUCCGGAAGCACCGCGCCGCCUUCUCGGUGCUCAGCCUGGGCGCGCACAGCGUCUGA
Molecule: messenger RNA, 1224 nt
Organism: Castor canadensis (American beaver)
Lineage: Eukaryota; Metazoa; Chordata; Mammalia; Rodentia; Castoridae
Gene: Nkx6-3
Product: NK6 homeobox 3
Biological process (GO): cell differentiation; regulation of transcription by RNA polymerase II
Cellular component (GO): nucleus
Molecular function (GO): RNA polymerase II cis-regulatory region sequence-specific DNA binding; DNA-binding transcription factor activity, RNA polymerase II-specific
Source: RefSeq, a predicted model, not a curated record